Messenger RNA from Colletotrichum paranaense, 1152 nucleotides. RefSeq names its product 2OG-Fe(II)oxygenase superfamily protein. The transcript is spliced from 3 exons. The record is from RefSeq and is a predicted model, not a curated record. The coding region runs from base 1 to 1152 and encodes 383 amino acids. Lineage: Eukaryota; Fungi; Ascomycota; Sordariomycetes; Glomerellales; Glomerellaceae. Gene Ontology annotation, molecular function: 2-oxoglutarate-dependent dioxygenase activity.
AUGACCGUGGCCGCAGCGGCGGCGGAGUCGGAGGCGGCGCUACCAGUUGUUGACUUGCGGUCCUUCGACUCGGUCGAGGACCUUGCGGCCGACCUCAUGCGCGUCGGCAAGGAUCCCGGUUUCUUCUACGUUGUUGGCCACGAGCUGCGCGACGACGUCGCAGCCGACAUGUUUGCUCUUGCCAAGAGCUUCUUCAGCUCACCCCUUGAAGAGAAGUUGGUGUACGCCAACGGCAGCGGUGACCUGGGUUACACCGGUAUGAGAGAAGAAACGUAUGUUGUGCUCAGCCCCAUCUACCAUGCUUAUGGUGUUUCCCCUUUCGUAAAGAAACAGUGGGAUCACGCUCAGAUGUUGAUGUUUGUGGGGUGGAACAGGCUUUCGGGAGCAGGGCCAGGCGACGUUAAAGAGUCCUUUUACCUAUCAGACCCCGGUAAAACGACGCAGCUGCUUCCAACCGAGUUGGAGUCCCGCCGAGAGACAAUGGCGGCCUUCUUUGCGGGUUGCGACAACCUCGCAAAGACUCUUUUGGAAGGACUUGCAGUUGGAUUAGGCAUGCCAAGAGAUUUUCUAUCAAAGGCCCAUACUGGCGAAUGUUGUCGUAUGCGUCUCAUAAACUAUCCCCCGGUAUCCGAGGUCUCAUCAUCCACCACCACCUCCUCGCCUCCAGACGACGCCCCAACCUCUAACUCGGAAGAUAUCCGAGCGGGUGCCCACUCCGAUUACGGCUCACUUACCCUGCUUUUCCGCCAGCCCUCGGACCAGGGCGGCCUUCAGGUCCUGCGAGGAGGAGGAGGAGGAAACAAGCCCUCCGCGUGGGCUGACGUCCCCUGCAUCCCCAAUGCCAUUGUCGUCAACAUAGGCGACGCCCUGGAGUUUUGGACCGCAGGGAGGCUGCGGUCUACGGUGCACAGGGUCGCCUUUCCCAGGUCCGCGAGCGAGAAUGUCGCGAGGUUAAGUAUACCCGUGUUCAUACAGCCUGAUCGCCACGUCGUGUUGGCACCCAUCAAGGAGGACCGAGGGGAUGGCGGCGGCGGCGGUGCAGGUGCCGAGUUUUUGGAGGUUUUGAGGAGAAAGGGGUACGAAAGUGCCGAGCCUGUUACCAGUCGGGAGCAUUUGGAGCGACGGAUACGAGCGACGUACGGCAAGGCUUAA